AUGGCUGCGGUGAUACUGGAGAGCAUCUUUCUGAAACGAUCCCAGCAGAAAAAGAAAACAUCACCUCUAAACUUCAAAAAGCGCCUUUUUCUCUUGACCGUGCACAAGCUUUCCUACUAUGAGUAUGACUUUGAACGUGGGAGAAGAGGCAGUAAGAAAGGUUCAAUAGAUGUUGAGAAGAUCACCUGCGUUGAAACAGUGGUUCCUGAAAAAAAUCCUCCCCCUGAAAGACAGAUUCCGGUAAGAAGAGACCAACAUCAGAGAGAGGAAGUGGUGGAUUUUAAGAAAUUUGGAAUAGUUAAAUUCUCUGUUGUAUAUGAUGAAGGGCCUCUCUAUGUCUUCUCCCCAACUGAAGAACUGAGGAAGCGUUGGAUUCACCAGCUCAAAAAUGUAAUCCGGUACAACAGCGAUCUGGUACAGAAAUAUCACCCUUGCUUCUGGAUCGAUGGGCAGUAUCUCUGCUGCUCUCAGACAGCCAAAAAUGCUAUGGGCUGCCAAAUUUUGGAGAACAGGAAUGGAAGCUUAAAACCUGGGAGUUCUCACCGGAAGACGAAAAAGCCUCUUCCUCCCACACCUGAGGAGGACCAGAUCUUGAAAAAGCCACUGCCCCCUGAGCCAGGGGCAGCAUCAGUGUCCACAAGCGAGCUGAAAAGGGUUGUAGCCCUUUAUGAUUACAUGCCAAUGAAUGCAAAUGACCUACAGCUGCGGAAGGGUGAUGAAUAUUUUAUCCUGGAGGAAAGCAACUUACCAUGGUGGCGAGCCCGAGAUAAAAAUGGGCAGGAAGGCUACAUCCCUAGUAACUAUGUAACUGAAGCAGAAGACUCCAUAGAAAUGUAUGAGUGGUAUUCUAAGCACAUGACUCGGAGUCAAGCUGAGCAACUGCUAAAGCAAGAGGGGAAAGAAGGAGGUUUCAUUGUCAGAGACUCCAGCAAAGCUGGGAAAUAUACAGUGUCUGUGUUUGCUAAAUCUACAGGGGACCCUCAAGGGGUGAUCCGCCAUUAUGUUGUGUGUUCCACACCUCAGAGCCAGUAUUACCUGGCUGAGAAGCACCUUUUCAGCACCAUCCCUGAGCUCAUUAACUACCAUCAGCACAACUCUGCAGGACUCAUAUCCAGGCUCAAAUAUCCAGUGUCUCAACAAAACAAGAACGCGCCUUCCACUGCAGGCCUGGGCUAUGGAUCAUGGGAAAUAGAUCCAAAGGACCUGACCUUCUUGAAGGAGCUGGGGACUGGACAGUUUGGAGUAGUGAAGUAUGGGAAAUGGAGAGGCCAGUAUGAUGUGGCCAUCAAGAUGAUCAAAGAAGGCUCCAUGUCCGAAGAUGAAUUCAUUGAAGAAGCUAAAGUCAUGAUGAAUCUUUCCCAUGAGAAGCUGGUGCAGUUGUAUGGCGUCUGCACCAAACAGCGCCCCAUCUUCAUCAUCACUGAGUACAUGGCCAAUGGCUGCCUCCUGAACUACCUGAGGGAGAUGCGCCACCGCUUUCAGACUCAGCAGCUGCUGGAGAUGUGCAAGGAUGUCUGUGAAGCCAUGGAAUACCUGGAGUCAAAGCAGUUCCUUCACCGAGACCUGGCGGCUCGAAACUGUUUGGUAAAUGAUCAAGGAGUUGUUAAAGUGUCUGACUUUGGCCUGUCCAGGUACGUCCUGGAUGAUGAAUACACAAGCUCAGUAGGCUCCAAGUUUCCAGUCCGGUGGUCUCCGCCAGAAGUCCUUAUGUAUAGCAAGUUCAGCAGCAAGUCUGACAUCUGGGCUUUUGGGGUUUUGAUGUGGGAAAUUUACUCCCUGGGGAAGAUGCCAUAUGAAAGAUUUAAUAACAGUGAGACCGCUGAGCACAUUGCUCAAGGCCUGCGUCUCUAUAGGCCUCAUCUGGCUUCAGAGAGAGUAUAUACCAUCAUGUACAGCUGCUGGCAUGAGGUAUGA
Messenger RNA from Propithecus coquereli (Coquerel's sifaka), 1914 nucleotides. RefSeq names its product Bruton agammaglobulinemia tyrosine kinase (gene BTK). The coding region runs from base 1 to 1914 and encodes 637 amino acids. Gene Ontology annotation, molecular function: protein binding; ATP binding; non-membrane spanning protein tyrosine kinase activity. The transcript has 16 exons. Gene Ontology annotation, biological process: intracellular signal transduction; B cell receptor signaling pathway; T cell receptor signaling pathway. Lineage: Eukaryota; Metazoa; Chordata; Mammalia; Primates; Indriidae. The record is from RefSeq and is a predicted model, not a curated record.